CACUCAUUCGUGGCUCAUUCACGAUUCGAAAGUCUACGCAAGCGGUCUGGUUUGUCUCUACACCAUAUUCACUUCCACUUCGCUCUCUCGCGUGAAAGUCGUAAAUUCGCAGCGGUAGAAAAGCAAUUGAAACUGCACUCUUGCAAUAUGCCUGAGAUACGUACGUGAAUAUCGCGCAGUGUUUGUGUGAAAGUUCAACAGUGAAAGCUGAAAAAACAAAGCAAGAAUACUUGCCUACAAAUCGAAAAGUAAAGAUACUCAAAGUGAAAAAGAAAAUCAAAGCAACCAUGGCCAAUUUAUGCCCUCUGAUGUUUCUGCCCUUUCGGCAAGUCCCCUCGGAGCCACGCCCACCGCCCAGCGCCACGGAAAAAAAGAGAGUGUCGCGCAAUCUGUUUGGGAGCAAUCCCGGGGAUACGGAUAUCGAUCAGCUGUUGGCCCAGGAGCAAUGCCGCCUGCGACGCUACGUGAAGGAGCGUUACGGAAUCGAUAUCCAGAAGGAGGAGCAUCGCGACCAGGAGAAGGAUGCCCUCAGGGGCAUGCGAUACCCGACUGCACGGGCGAUACCGAGUACCGAUGCCGAGUGCCAUCCAAAGUCCAGUCCAGUGCCGGGCGGCGCGGCCCUUACCGCCCCCCAGAUCUCCGCCAGUGCUCAGCUGAUCCUACAGAAUCGCAACGGCACGAGACACGGCCAAAAGCCAUAUGCGGCGCAGCCCCAAGGCCUCAAAAGCAUUUACCGCGUUCGCAAGGCCAACAAGGGGGUUUUGAAGUCCACCAGCCAGAAUAGCUACAGCAACAACAACAAUAAUGUGGAUAAUGGUACUAGCGAAUUGGAAGAUAAGGAGCAGUGACUUUGGUGAUGAACGACGAGGACGACGACCCCUGGUGGUGCAACAAUUGCAAUAUAUGAUAUUUAUUGUAAACCUAAUUUUAAUUUCUAAAAUAAUUUGUUUAUUUUUUUUUGUGUACCGCCCAUGCACAAACACUCUUGUGCAUGGAGUGUACGUUUGUUUUAACCAAGACUUGACGGUCCCAAAAUGUUGUUGCAUGAAAAUGAGAAAGCGAAAAAACAGCCAACCAGAAACAAUAACAAAAUGAAAACCAGAAAAAGAUCGGCGCGCGUGCACGGCCAAAAACAGGCAAAAAUAAUAAUAAUAAUACAUCCGGAUGCAUGGCGAUAUCGAUAUAAUUAUGGAAAUUAUUAAGUUAUAGAGAUACGUGUAUGUAAAAUAUUUAUGUGUAAAAGGAAAUUAAUUGUACAUUGGCAAUACGUAAAUUGUGGCGAAGAAGCGAAAGACUUAAACUGUUACUGGCAGAUUUACGGAGUAGAUUAAAUUGUAAUUAGGCAAUGCUAAUUUUAGAAAAGCGAUCGGCGCCAUGCAUCCGUUAUCCCCAAUCCAAACCAAUUCAAGCGUUCUCAGCGUGUUUUCGGUUCCUGAUGCACGCGUGUGCCAAAAGUAUUUACAAUUUACUUUGUGUCAUGAUCUCAAAUUAAAAAAAUUUUAUUAUUUUGUUUAUCUAAAUGUAAUUAUAAUUGAAAUUAUUUAAAAAUCUUCUUAGCCCACACAUAAACACACACACUUUCAUUCACACCCCCACCCAAACACUUUUACACGAGAAAACACUCUAAACUCAUAUUUAUUAUAGGUACAUUACCGAUGUGACAUUUUAAAUUGUAUGUACUGUCUAUGUAUAAUAUUUCGUAUCUAUGGCAAAACUAUUUCACCCCUUAAGACCCCUUGAAAAUCUAUUUUGAACAACCAAACUGUGUAUAUUGUGAGGAGUGCAAUCAAACUCCAAGCAGCUAAAUGAAAAAAAAAACCAUAAAAACAAAAAACAAAUACUGUGUAUAUUUCCUUAAAACUUUGUAAAACCUAUGCAAGCAAUCUCUCGAUCGAGGAGAGGGGCGAAAAAACAAAAAACUAAAAACUCUUAAAAAUACAAAUGUAAAGAAAACA
Molecule: messenger RNA, 1955 nt
Organism: Drosophila ficusphila
Lineage: Eukaryota; Metazoa; Arthropoda; Insecta; Diptera; Drosophilidae
Product: gliolectin
Exons: 2
Coding region: 288-848 (186 amino acids)
Source: RefSeq, a predicted model, not a curated record